AUGGAAUCAGAUGGAGGUUUAUCAAGAUAUCAAAAAUUAGAGAAAUUAGGUGAAGGUACCUAUGGUAAAGUAUAUAAAGCAAAAGAAAAAGCAACUGGUAGAAUGGUUGCACUUAAAAAGAUUAGAUUAGAAGAUGAUGGUGUUCCAAGUACUGCUUUACGUGAAAUCUCUUUAUUAAAAGAAGUACCACAUCCAAAUGUUGUUAGUUUAUUUGAUGUACUUCAUUGUCAAAAUAGACUUUAUUUGGUAUUUGAAUAUUUAGAUCAAGAUUUAAAGAAAUAUAUGGAUUCCGUACCAGCAUUAUGUCCACAAUUGAUAAAGAGUUACCUUUAUCAAUUAUUGAAGGGUUUAGCAUACAGUCAUGGUCAUAGAAUUUUACAUAGAGAUUUGAAACCACAAAAUCUUUUAAUCGAUCGUCAAGGUGCAUUGAAAUUGGCUGAUUUUGGUUUAGCUCGUGCAGUUAGUAUUCCAGUACGUGUUUACACUCACGAGAUUGUAACCCUUUGGUAUCGUGCACCAGAGGUCUUAUUGGGUUCAAAAAGUUACUCUGUACCAGUCGAUAUGUGGUCUGUUGGUUGUAUCUUUGGUGAAAUGUUAAACAAAAAACCAUUGUUUAGUGGUGAUUGUGAAAUUGAUCAAAUCUUUAGAAUCUUUAGAGUUUUAGGUACUCCAGAUGAUUCAAUUUGGCCAGGUGUCACUAAACUUCCAGAAUAUGUUUCAACUUUCCCAAAUUGGCCAGGUCAACCAUAUAAUAAAAUUUUCCCAAGAUGUGAACCACUUGCAUUAGAUUUAAUUGCUAAAAUGCUUCAAUAUGAACCAUCAAAGAGAAUUUCAGCUAAAGAAGCACUUCUUCACCCAUAUUUUGGUGAUCUUGAUACUAGUUUUUUCUAA
This is a messenger RNA of Dictyostelium discoideum AX4, 891 nucleotides long. RefSeq names its product p34-cdc2 protein (gene cdk1). Gene Ontology annotation, molecular function: cyclin-dependent protein serine/threonine kinase activity; RNA polymerase II CTD heptapeptide repeat kinase activity; protein kinase activity. Gene Ontology annotation, biological process: regulation of transcription by RNA polymerase II; regulation of cell cycle. Bases 1 to 891 code for a protein of 296 amino acids. Lineage: Eukaryota; Evosea; Eumycetozoa; Dictyosteliales; Dictyosteliaceae. The record is from RefSeq and is a predicted model, not a curated record. The transcript has 3 exons.